Molecule: messenger RNA, 1368 nt
Organism: Ipomoea nil (Japanese morning glory)
Lineage: Eukaryota; Viridiplantae; Streptophyta; Magnoliopsida; Solanales; Convolvulaceae
Product: probable choline kinase 3
Exons: 9
Coding region: 209-1258 (349 amino acids)
Biological process (GO): phosphatidylethanolamine biosynthetic process; phosphatidylcholine biosynthetic process
Cellular component (GO): cytoplasm
Molecular function (GO): ethanolamine kinase activity; choline kinase activity
Source: RefSeq, a predicted model, not a curated record
CUGCAAAGCUGUCGUUUUCUUCUAAGUCCACAAAAGUAAAUGAAGAAUUGCGUACACAUGCAAUCGUCUAUAUAUAUCCUCAUUACAUUUCUGGGUGUGAAUCUGUCUUAAGCUCUUUUUUUUUUAAUCAUUCCUCGUUUCUUCUCAACUUUGAAGCUUUCUGCUGAAGUUCUCCCCUCUCUUCUGUUGAGAAAUUGUGUCGGUUUUGAUGGCGGUAAAGAAGGACGAAUCUGUUGAAGGUAGUCUACCUGGUGAAUUGAUGCAGUUAGUGUUAUCUAUAGCUUCAAAAUGGGGGGAUGAUGACACAGAUCCAGAUACCAUAAAUGUUGAGCUAAUGAGUGGUGCCAUGACUAAUGCGGUUUUCCAGAUUAGUUGGCCAGCAAAGACAGAAAAGGUAACCCGGAGAGUUCUAGGUCGGGUUUAUGGUGUAGGAGUUGAACAUUUCUUUGACAGGGUUGAUGAAAUCCGGACCUUUGAGUUUCUGUCAAGUAAAGGCCAUGGACCCAAGCUUCUUGGGAAGUCCGCAGAAGGGCGUAUUGAACAGUUCAUUGAAGCCAGGACACUAUCAGCUGAUGAUCUACGCGAUCCAGAAGUCUCUACUCUAAUCGCGGGAAAAUUGAGGCAGUUUCAUAGCAUUGUCAUUCCUGGUACUACAAAGGAAGUUGUUCUUUGGAACAGGCUGAGAAAAUGGCUAGAGAAGGCGAAGCGUUUGUGCUCCACUGAACAGACAACGGAGUUCCGUUUAGGUGAUCUUGAAAAUGAAAUCAGUUUAUUAGAAAAGGAGCUGUCGAGGGAGCCACCAGAGAUCGGUUUCUGUCACAAUGACCUGCAGUAUGGGAACAUUAUGAUUGAGAAUACGGCUAGAUUGAUUACUUUUAUUGACUAUGAGUAUGCCACUUACAACCCAAUUGCAUAUGACUUUGCUAAUCACUUCUGCGAAAUGGCAGCAAAUUAUCACACCCAUACUCCUCAUGUCUUGGACUACAGUAGGUACCCUGGUUCAGAAGAACGCCAUAGAUUCAUAAGUUCCUAUCUGAGUUCUUCAGGCAACCAUCCCAGUGAUGAGGAGGUAGAGAAGCUUGCUGUUUACGCAGAAAAGUAUACUCUUGCAAACCACUUGUUUUGGGGAUUAUGGGGAGCCAUCUCGGCUAAUGUGAACACUAUUGACUUCAAGUACCUGGAAUAUUCAAGGCAAAGGUUUGAACAAUACUGGUUGAGAAAGCCCGAGCUCUUGGGAAUCUCAGGCGACGACCUUUGAACCAAGUAGUCAGCAAAAGGGAUAGCAUUACGUUUCAUCACACUUUCUUGAGGUCACACUACGAGUUACUAGUAGAGAGAUUCUGGCCCUAGAGAAGCAUAAGUGGUUGU